AUGUCAAUGACUUUGCCGCCAAAUCUCUUGCAACAAGAAAUUCAGUGCUGCUCUGUAACAUCGUACAUCAUCAUCAUCAUCAUCAUGAAGCUGCUGCGGCUGCUGCUGCUGCUGGGCCGCUUCCUGCGCCGCGACUUGCGAGUGGCCCGAGCACCUCUCACAGCCAACUCCUCAAGCCGAUCAUUGUUAUGCUUGUGCUCGUCUGUCGCCAGCAGCUGCUUUGGCAGGAAGCGUUUAAGGGAAGAGGUCGACUCUCUUCUCGCCUCCUCCCCGCAGGAGCAAGAGCUGUCCUACGUAGAAGGCUUCCUGGUCCCGGCCCAGGCUGAUGGGCACAUCGCCACGCCCUCGCAUCACCAGCAGCAGCAGACCGGCCCGCUCACAUCAGCGGAGGGCCAGGACACCAACAACCUUUACGUCGGGUCCUUGUCCCCAGAGUGGACUGAAGAGCUGAUUUCCCGCGAGUUCGGGCGCUUCGGAGAGAUCACUUCGAUCAAGAUCAUGUACCCCAGGAACGAGCAACAACGCCAGCGAGGCAUGAACAGUGGCUUCGUUCAGUUCAAAACGCGGGCGCAAGCGGAGUAUGCCAGAUUAAAGCUGAAUGGCAAGGAGUACUUUGGCAUGUGCUUGCGGAUUGACUGGGGGCGUGCAAUCCAGCCGGUCAGGAACAUCGGUGCCAUUAUGGGGCUUACACCCAGCGUCAUCAGCAAGCCUGCGCUGAUGCCGCACAUUGAGACCCCGCAGCCUUUGCCCAUGAUCACAGCCGGUGACAGCUCUCCUCAGGCCUCUAGCAGCUCGGAGAGGAAGUCCCGGUGGAACUUGGCAAAGACUUUGGUCGUGAAGGUUCCUGAAGACGAGGUUCUCAAGAAACUCAUCGACAAAACCGCCGAAUUUGUUGCGGAUGAGGGCUGGGACUUUGAAAAGCUCCUCCUCGACAAGGAGAAGGACAACCCGAGGUUCUCCUUCAUGUCCACGGACAAGGAAAACUUGGAGGACUCACUCCAUGUGUACUAUCGCUGGCGGACUUUCUCCUUCUCGCAAGGAGACAAUGACAUCUACUGGCGAGCAGAGCCGUUCCAGAUCUAUGAGAACGGACCGUUGUGGCAGCCACCACCAUGCGAAAAGCGCGUGGAGGCGGUGCCUGACAGCGUACAGAGAAUAGAGUUGGCCCUGCCCAGCGCUUCUGGCGGGCCAGCUUUCGAACUGCUGCGGCGAAAGCUCAGCGGCAGCGGUGCAAACGUGUCCACCAGCGGGAAAGACAAUGUCAUAGGCUUCAAUAGAGGCGCGGGCGGCCAACAAUUCCGCGCACUGCUUGGCUUCAACGAGCCAGACAUCCAUUCCCAGGCACACAUGAACCCCUGGCACGCAGCUGCGAUUUGGCCAGAGGUGGAGCAAGUUGCACGGAACUAUGGUGUCCAGACGCUGGUCAGUCCGGCCAUGUGCGGGGACAUUGGGAAAGGCACAUCCUGGAUGCAGCAGUUCUUGGAUGCCUGCAAGGGUUGCCGAAUCGAUGCCAUUGCCAUCCACAGCUAUUGGUGCAGCCUGGACGGCGUGCGGAACCUGGUUCAGCAGUACAAGCGCUUCGGCAAGAAGAUUUGGCUAACAGAGUUCGCCUGUGCAGCCCCAGGUGUGGACGUGUCCAUGCAGGGCCAGAUCAAGUUCAUGAAGGAUGUUGUGCCUUACCUUGAGCAAGAGGACAUGGUCGAGAAGUACGCUUGGUUCAGCUAUUUCACGAACGAAUGGUCGCACGGCAUCACAAAUCCCAACCCUGAUGCAGGCUUGGUGGACUGGAAUGGGGCAUUGUCAGAGCUUGGCCGGGUCUAUGUGAGUCUCGGCCACCGACGCCUGGAGGGUAAUGCGACUAUCCAGGACGUCCAGCCCAACGUGACUCAGCCAAUCUUCCCGUGA
Molecule: messenger RNA, 1905 nt
Organism: Symbiodinium pilosum
Lineage: Eukaryota; Dinophyceae; Suessiales; Symbiodiniaceae
Source: the annotation of a GenBank genome assembly